CAUACAUUUAAGAGUACUUACUUUCGCUAGACAUCAACGUCUUACUUUUAUGUAAUUUGACAAUGUUUUCAAGGCGAUUUAAUAACUCAAAUAAAAUCGGAAGAUAUUUCUACCGUGGUUUUAAGGUGAAAAAGGACCAGGGAGUUAAUACAAAAGUCACCAAUUCAGAUAGAGCAUUAGAGCAUUUUGAUUUACAUUAUAGACCCGUUUACAAAAACAAAUGGCCAUCUAUAAGAAUUGCUCUGCUAACGUCCAAGAAAACAUGUGCUGUGAUGAAUAAUUUUGCAGAAAAUAUCAAAUUUUUGGAUGAGUUUAAAUCUAACGGAGCAUAUGAUAUCAUAGAAAAGGCAGAGAUUAGUCAACGUGAAAAAGCAAAUGUUCAAAACCAUGACUGGAAAAAUGAUUUUAGUGAAGCAAAUGAAGAAAUUGUAACAGAACUUGAGAUGGAUCAUAGAACUAGUAAAUUUCUUAAUAACAAUGUGGUAGAAUUAAAUACACCUCAUGACAGUGACAAAAUACUUGACAAAGAACCUGCUGAAGUUAAAGAAAAGUUUAAUGAAUUAAGUAAGACGGUGAAUAUUGAUGAUGAUGAUGAUGAUGAUAGGAAAGAUUUAGAUAGAACAAAUUUGUAUAAUUUUGUACCAGCAGAAACGGUGUACUCUGAAACACAUAUGUUAAGAAUUGAAGAAGCAAAGAGAAGUGUUUUUACUCCAAUGGAUGUUAAAGUUGAUAUUGUAAAGCCGAGGAAGAUUGUUCUACCCUUUGAUCUGAAGGUGAUUGGAUAUCCAAGUGGUGAUGUUACAGAGUUUCCAGAUGUUAAAGUAGAUAAUCCCCAUGGAUAUCUUUGUUUUUUUAUGAUGGAUGCAGCUUCCAUUCUUCCUGUGAUUGCUCUUGACCUUGAAAAAGGUGAUAAUGUCCUUGACCUUUGUGCUGCCCCAGGUGGAAAGUCAUUGACCAUCCUACAGACUGGACUAGCAGGAAACCUGACAUGUAAUGACUUGUCCGGAUCAAGAAUUCAGAGGUUGCUGAACAUAUUACAGUAUUAUAUACCAGAAGAACAGCGGGAACAUGUAACUGUGACAAGAAAAUCAGGCCUGGCAUAUGACCAGCCUGACUUUGAUAAGGUAUUAGUAGAUGUUCCCUGUAAUACAGACAGACAUUAUCUGUUAGAGGAUGUUAACAAUUUAUUCAGUCCUAGUCGUAUCAGUGAGCGAAUUGAGAUGCCAACACUCCAGAAAGAUCUGCUCCUGUCUGGUAUCAAGUCUUGCCGACCAGGGGGAUCUGUGGUCUACUCAACGUGUACGCUAAGUCCUGCCCAGAAUGAUGGUGUCAUACAGAAUGCUCUCGAUGACCUCUGGAGAAACACAAAUAUAGAUGUUGUUGUGGAAGAUUUAGAAGAAAUUACAGAUAUAUUCAAAGACUCUUUCCAGUUUUACAAGAACUGUAGAUUUGGACAGCUUGUGCUUCCAUCAUUGUCAUUGAAUUAUGGUCCAAUGUAUUUCUGCAGACUAAGAAGAGUUGCAUGAAUAAAGUUACUUGUUUUAUAAAGA
Messenger RNA from Mercenaria mercenaria, 1550 nucleotides. RefSeq names its product 5-methylcytosine rRNA methyltransferase NSUN4-like. The record is from RefSeq and is a predicted model, not a curated record. Gene Ontology annotation, biological process: RNA methylation. Gene Ontology annotation, molecular function: methyltransferase activity. The transcript is spliced from 6 exons. NCBI's taxonomy places the organism in Eukaryota, Metazoa, Mollusca, Bivalvia, Venerida, Veneridae. Bases 63 to 1526 code for a protein of 487 amino acids.